Messenger RNA from Fonsecaea multimorphosa CBS 102226, 1515 nucleotides. RefSeq lists its product as uncharacterized. NCBI's taxonomy places the organism in Eukaryota, Fungi, Ascomycota, Eurotiomycetes, Chaetothyriales, Herpotrichiellaceae. The transcript has 4 exons. The record is from RefSeq and is a predicted model, not a curated record. Gene Ontology annotation, biological process: proteolysis. Gene Ontology annotation, molecular function: metallodipeptidase activity. Bases 1 to 1515 code for a protein of 504 amino acids.
AUGGCACCACAACUAGAAUCCUUCUUCAAAAAGGUGGACGAGCUGGCCGAAUCCUUCAUUGAUCGUCUGCGACACGCCGUGGCAAUUCCGUCCGUAUCUGCUGAUCCAGAGAGACGAGAAGAAGUUGUACGGAUGGGCCGGUUUCUGGCCUCGGAGCUCGAAGCCUUGGGUGCAGAGGUGCACCAAAGACCUUUGGGGAGGCAGCGCGGUAUCGACUUGGACCUGCCACCGGUCGUCAUUGCUCGAUAUGGCCAUGACAAGGCGAAGCGCACGAUCUUGGUCUACGGACAUUAUGACGUGCAACCCGCCCUACGCGAAGAUGGUUGGACAACACCGCCAUUUGAGCUGACCAUCGACGAUGAGGGUCGUAUGUUCGGGCGAGGGAGUACCGACGACAAGGGGCCCGUCCUCGGCUGGCUGAAUGCGAUACAGGCGCAUCAACAGAUCGGCCUUGAAUUGCCCGUCAACAUUUUAUUUUGUUUUGAGGGUAUGGAGGAGUAUGGGUCUGAAGGACUAGAAGAGUUUAUCAAGGCCGAGACAGACCAAUUCUUCAAGGAUACCGACGUUGUCUGUAUUUCCGACAACUACUGGUUGAGUACGGGGAAACCCUGCUUGACAUAUGGCCUACGAGGAUGUAACUACUACUCGUUGGUGAUAUCUGGCCCAAGCCAGGAUUUACACUCGGGUGUGUUUGGCGGGGCCGCUCAGGAGCCGAUGACGGACCUAAUACACGUUCUGGGUAGGCUGGUCGACACUGAUGGGCAAAUUCUCAUUCCUGGCAUCAAGGAAAUGGUCGCACCAUUGACCAACGAGGAGAAGGCGCUAUACGACGGCAUCGACUACACAAUGGACGACCUGUAUGAGUCGCUCGGCAGCAGGACGAGUGCCUUUCCAGACCCAACUCGUACGCUAAUGGCUCGUUGGCGGUACCCUGCGCUCUCGCUACAUGGCAUCGAAGGUGCAUUUUCUGCUACAGGCGCGAAGACCGUCAUUCCGGCGAAAGUGACGGGCAAGUUCUCCAUGCGUACUGUCCCUGACAUGACCAACGUCAACGAGCUGGUAUUUCAGUAUGUUCGCGAUGAGUUUGCGAAGCUAAAUUCCAAGAAUACUCUCGAUGUCUACUGUCAACACGAAGGCAAGUGGUGGAUUACUAGCCCUGGGCAUUGGAACUUUACUGCUGCCAGCAAAGCUGUCACCGCUGUCUUCGGUGUUAAGCCAGACAUGACCCGCGAAGGCGGCAGUCUCCCCAUUGUCACCACUUUCGCAAACGUCAUGGACAAGAACGUCCUUCUCCUACCCAUGGGCCGAAGCACCGACGCCGCACACAGCAUCAACGAGAAACUCGACCGGCGGAACUUCAUCGAGGGGACGAAGCUUCUAGGCGCUUACUUACACUAUGCUGCUGAGGAGCCUCUCGUCGAGGCUUCAGAACACCAUCACCGGCAGGACGGGAAGGAGGUGAAAAAGAGUGGUGGCAGGUCUGCACACAACGUACCCAAGAUACUACAUCUGUAG